UGCGUGUGCGUGUGUGUGGGUGGUGUGUUUUCUCCUUUUCUUCCUCUCCUCUGCCUGUUCUGCUGGGGGACUUGUGAAUGGCAGCCAAUGGGAGGGUAGAGUCCCCUCAGCCUCUCUGACAUCCACACAGCGAGAAGUGAUGCAGCGCCGCUGAGACGCGCAGUCGGCAAGGAACGACGGGCAACAAAAGCCGCAGCGAGCGGAUACUCCGCGAUCCGGCGUGCGGGGUUGUUUUUUUUACCUUUUGCGGGUUUUUUUUUUUUUUUUUUACUAUUCUGUGCGUCGUGGGAAAAUCUCUCUGCGCUGGAAUAAACUUCAACAAUCAGGCGCCGACUGACUGCCGCCCAACACGAGUCCUGCCUCAGCAGAUCGCAGCAUGAGAGGUCAGCUGAUCCUCUGACCAGGAAGCGGCGUACGCGGACCAGCGGCGCGGUUUGAGGCUUGCUGCUGCUGUGGUUAUGGAUCGGCGGAGACUCUGCGCUCUUAUGAUGCUGUGGGCCGUGGUGCAGCUCAGCUGUCCGGGCUGCAGCCUCAGGGCGCUGCGAAGGACUACAGGGGGGCGGAGAGGGCUGACGGGUCAGGACGCCAACGGAGUCCCGCUCCGGCGCUCCAAACGGGGCUGGAUGUGGAACCAGUUCUUUCUGCUGGAGGAGUAUACUGGGACGGACAUGCAGUACGUGGGAAAGCUCCACUCGGACGGCGACAGAGGAGACGGCAGCGUGCGUUACGUCCUCACCGGCGAGGGCGCCGGGACGCUCUUCAAGAUCGACGAGAAGUCUGGCGACAUCCACGCCACCAAGAGGCUGGACCGCGAGGAGAAGGCCUACUACAUCCUGCACGCCAAGGCCGUCAACCGGCUGACCAACGAGGCGCUGGAGGGCGAGUCCGAGUUCAUCAUCAAGAUCCACGACAUCAACGACAACGAGCCGCGCUUCACCAAGGACCCGUACAUCGCCCGGGUGGCCGAGAUGUCCGACGUCGGCACCUCGGUGAUCCAGGUGACGGCCACAGACGCAGACGACGCCACCUACGGGAACAGCGCCAAGGUGGUGUACAGCAUCUUGGAGGGUCAGCCGUACUUCUCCGUGGAUCCAGAAACAGGUCUGAUCAAGACGGCGCUGCCCGGCAUGGACCGCGAGGUGAAGCAGGACUACCAGGUAGUGAUCCAGGCCAAAGACAUGGCGGGCCAGAUGGGCGGGCUCUCAGGAACCACCACGGUCAGCAUCACCCUGUCGGACGUGAACGACAACCCGCCGCGCUUCUCCAAGACCCUGUACGAGUUCAGGGUGCCCGAGUCCAACGAGUUGGGCUCCACGGUGGGAGUUAUCCACGCCAUGGACGCCGACAUCGGCCAGAACGCCGAGAUGGACUACCGGAUCAUCGGGAGCGACGGGCCGGGCGUGUUCGACGUCUACGCCAACAGGAGCACGCAGGAGGGCGUCAUCGUGCUCAGAAAGCCUCUGGAUUACGAGAAGAAGCGUCAGUACAGCCUCCGCAUCCAGGUGGAAAACGUCCACAUCAACCCGCGCUUCUACUCCAUGGGGCCCUUCCGGGACGAGGCCAGCGUCAAGGUGGUGGUGGAGGACGUGGACGAGCCGCCCGUCUUCGAGCGCCCCAGCUACAUCAUGGAGGUGAGGGAGGACGCGGCGAGGAACACCAUCAUCGGGUCGGUCAGCGCGUCGGAUCCGGACGACAAACACAGCCUGGUCAGGUACACCAUCGACCGGCGGACAGACAUGGACCGAGUGUUCAACAUCCACGCAGGAAACGGCUCGGUGUUCAUCCUGCGGGAGCUGGACAGAGAGGAGAACGCCUGGCACAACGUCUCCGUCAUCGCCACAGAGUUCAACAACCCGCGACAGAUAAGCCGUGUGCCUGUAUACAUCAGAGUGCUGGACGUCAACGACAACGCUCCAACAUUUGCCACCAAUUAUGAGACAUUUGUGUGUGAGAACGCCAAGGCUAAUCAGAGGAUACAAAUCGUGAGCGCCACGGAUCGAGACGAGCCGCUCGGAGGACAUCGCUUCAUCUUCAGUCUGGCGCCGGAGGCCGUCGGCAAGGCCAACUUCUCCGUUCGUGACAACAAAGACAACACGGCCUGGAUCCUGACCAGGAGGAACAGCUACAACAGCCUCCAGAAGAGCGUGUACCACGUCCCGGUGGUGAUCACGGACGGCGAGUUCCCGGUGCAGAGCAGCACCAACACGCUCACCAUCAGGGUGUGCACCUGCGACCGCGAGGGCAACAUGAAGCUGUGCAACCCGGAGGCGCUGACGGCGAGGGCGGGGCUCAGCACCGGCGCCCUGGUGGCCAUCUUGCUCUGCGUCGUCAUCCUGCUCAUGAUCGUGGUUCUGUUCGCCGCCCUGAGGCGCCAGAGGAAGAAGGAGCCUCUGAUCAUCUCCAAGGAGGACGUCAGGGACAACGUCGUCAGCUACAACGACGAGGGCGGCGGAGAGGAGGACACGCAGGCCUUUGAUAUCGGCACGCUGCGCAACCCGGAGGCCAUCGAGGAAAGCAAGCAGCGGCGGGACAUCAUCCCCGAGACCUUCUACCCGCCGGUCCGACGGGCCGUGGCGCCGCCGCCACCCAGCCGGGACAAUAACGGCGAUGUGAGGGACUUCAUCAACCAGCGCCUGCAGGACAACGACAGCGACCCCACGGCGCCGCCGUACGACUCGCUGGCCACCUACGCCUACGAGGGCAACGGCUCGGUGGCGGAGUCGCUCAGCUCGCUGGAGUCGGUGACCACCGAGGGCGACCAGGACUACAACUACCUGAGCGAGUGGGGGCCGCGCUUCAAGAAGCUGGCGGACAUGUACGGCGGCGACGACAGCGACUCCUAACAAGAACCCAACGCACGGACGGAGGAGCGACAUGAAAUCUGGACCUUCAGGCGGUUUGGGCCUGUGGAGGCGCGGCCGGCGCGAACGUCGGGUUUCGGCGCGAACGUCGGGUUUCGGCGCGAACGUCGGGUUCCGGCGCGAACGUCGGGUUCCGGCGCGAACGUCGGGUUCCGGCGCGAACGUCGGGUUCCGGCGCGAACGUCGGGUUCCGGCGCGAACGUCGGGUUCCGGCGCCGUCCAGCCGUCCCUCCGGUGACCAGACGUAGGCUUUGUGUGUCCAGUCAGUGUUAGUUGCGUUUUUGCAGGGACGCAGUGAAGACUUUUUAUCCUUCACUUUUGUUUUUCCUGUGUGUGUAUCCAGGGUCCAAACGAGUCCCGAAUCUAUAGACAGAUUUUAUUUGGUUGUUUUUUAUUUUUUCCCCGAAGCUGCCUGAGACUUCCAGACUCUCCACAAGCAGCUUGGUGACCAACGGAUAUGCCGACGUAUUUUCAGUGUUUCUGGGACUAAAACAUGCUGCAUAUUGUGAGUUCUAUCUUAGCUUGUGUACGUACGGUAAUAUGACUCAGUCCGCUGUACAGUUUCCUUUUCUAGGGAUUUUUAUCUCUCCCCACUUCUUCAGUCUGAACUUCAUUCACCUCAGAUCGACACGGGAGGCUGGAGCUGCGUUUCCAUUCACCGUAAAAACUACACAAAUUGUGACUAUAAAAAUAAAUUUGCCACUUUCUUAAAAAAAACCCCCAAAAGAGAUUGUUUUCAGUUGCUAUGCAGGACUCCAACCACUAGAUGGCAGUGAAGAGCUUCUAACACAAUUGAUGGUUUGCGUUCAAUAACAGGCAUUGAAAUAAAUACUCCACCCACGGCUUUGUGGUGGUUUGUUGUAAAUUUACAAGUUGUUAAAUGAUUUCAUCUCAAAUAUCUUCAUUAGCUGCGUUUUAAUUAAAUGUUUUCCACUGGUGGAAAUGGCAAAGAAGACGACAGGAAGUAGAUGGAGAUUAAUGGCGCGGCAUGGUUUUAACACGUUUCUUAUUUCAUGGAAACGCAGCUUCUGUCUUCUACACACCAAUAUAACGUUAAAUGUAAACAGUUUUGAGGUUUUUGUUGUGAGGUGAUGGAUUAUUUCCUCCCAGGAGAGGGAAGUUUAAGAACUACCUGCACAGAUUAGUUUUAAUCUGAUCCAAUAAGGAAAAUACUGGUCUUGAUAAAACUUCUUGCUGACUUUACCAGAAAUGAAUGAAGUUCUGAAUCAUGUUCCUUUUUAUCCAGGUAGAAAGUUUUGGUUCUACGCAUCUAAUUGACAGCUUGCAAAGUAAAAGUAGAGUUACAGCGCGACCAACCACUAUUUUAUCCGUCCACUAAACUUUCUAUUAACAUGCCAAUGUUUUGUGGUUGUUAUUUCGGAAAAUUUGAAUAUUACAAGUGGAGAUUGAGCUUUUAAAAAUGAAUGAAAAUAGAUCAUUUUCCCAGGAAUAAAGCCUCAUUGGCCUCCAGAACGUCUGAAUCAAGUCCUGGAAUUGAUAUUUUGUACUCAGAAGCAGCAGUUGUGCAACAGAAAUGUGCCAAAAAGCAAAGAGGACCAGUAUUUUCCUUCCUCGCGCCUCAUUACAUGCACUGUACCUCGCUGUGGAGCCAGAGCAAACGCUGGGCUUUACCCAGCUGAUUUCCUGCGGGACCUCCAGCCUCCUCCAUAAAGAUGCUUAUCGAAGGGGCACCUGACCUUUGAGCGGCGCAGAAUUAGGCUUUUAAACCCAGAAGAUUGUCCUCGGCUCGGAGAGAAGGUCAGCGCAUCGACGAGGACACACGAGAGGUUCGCUUUAAAUGUGAUUUGGAAAACAAAGGCGAGCGAUCCUUAAGCUGCAGUAUUAACAGAAUUAGUCAAAGACCUUCUGAAGAUGAGUAAACAGCUCUGAGUUCAGCCCAGUGUCUGUUUCUGAGAGGGAGAAACUACAACAUGCUCUGCCCUCACUUGAACAAAAGGCCAACCUGUGAAGAGGCUGACAUUUGUUAGACAUUUGGAAAAGAAAUAACACAACGGCAUAAUCGCCAAAGAGCUACUUUCUUCUCUCCGUCUGUAAUGGUGACGGCUGUUAAACAUGCUGGCUGAUUAUAGAGGCUGGAAAACUCUGAGAGGUUACAAUAAAACAUUGUUUUGUUUAUUAACUUCAGUUUUCAGAUUGAAACAGUGUUGCUAUGAUAAGCAUUUAAUCAUCAGCACAGGAAAACAGGCAGGAGGACCAAAUCUGGCUAACUGCUAACCCUGAUAACCUAGCAACCAGUGGUGACCAAUGACAAGGUGACAACUUGUCUGAAAAUAAAACCAAAACAUGCAGCAAACUGAAAUAAAGCAGCAGCAUACACCAAGCUAACGGCUAGCUUGACCAAUAAUGGGAUCAUGCUUUCAUUUUUAGCACAAGUUUUAAAUCUGAUCACAAAACUCUGAUAAAUAUAACAAUUUUCCAGGUCCAACUUUGAAAACCAGUCUAACAGAUAGCUGUCCAGUUUUAUGCCUGACUAAUUUAACCACCUUAACAGAAAUGAAAACAAUAUGUGGCGGCCAUGUUUUUUUAACCCAAUUUCUAAAAGUUUUAUUUAAAAAUCAUUCAAGCUGACUUACCAAACUUUGAAUAAAUCAAUAAAGAUUGAAAUUUCUUCAGCCAGAAAAUGAGAAUUAUUGUGUUGCUAGCUACUAUUAGCAUAGUAAAGAGUAAAGAGAUCCAGUUAGAUCACAUUCAGAAGAAAGCUUUAUGGUUCAUUCUCCUCCUAAAAUCUAAAUCUUUUCUUCUGUCCGAUUAUUCGACCAACAUGUUCAGAUUAAGAACCCACAGACUUGCACCUUUCUCUGCUAGACUUAAGCUAAUAAUGCUAACAAUGAGCAUCUGCAGCACUGCAUCGCCAAUAUUGCAGAUUGCAUUUCAUUUAUUAAUGUAAAUGAUUAGAUUCAAUACACAGAAGCUGACAAGGAUUUUAACAUUUAGCUAGUAGCACUGAAGCUAUCCAAAUUAGCUGCUUACAUUUCUCACAGAAAAGCUACAGUAUGCUAAUUCCUGCUGCCUUGAGUUUGGUAAGAAAAAGAACCGAGUUACUACUGCAGAGUUCCCAGUAAUUUUUACAUUUCACAAAUAAAAGUUGAAAGUUACAUUCCCACCCAAGCUUGAUAACCAUCCACUUCUUUGGCUACUAGCAUUUAAAAUAUUAGCUGCUUUAAAGAAGAAAUGUUAUUGUAAGUGACCACUUCCCACUGUCUACAUGUUUUUAUGCUAUGAUCAAGUCGACUUUCUAGUAGGUUGAUCAUUAUCAUGGGGUCACUAAUAAAUAUCCAAGCUAAUCAGCAGUAACACUUUCUGAUUAGAGUAAUGACAGUUAGCAUCAUUAGCAUUAAAAUUCAGAAUUUAGUUUUAACCAACAUAUGCCUGAUAAUUAUUAGCAUUACUAACAUGUCAAACUUGACAAAUAGCAUCUUAAUAGUACUAAACUAGCCAGUCUUCCACUUUGGUUACUAGCAUUUCAAUGCUAAUCAAGCUACAUACUUAUGCAAGACAAAAUAAAUUUUAGAGUUUGCUACCUGUUCCUACUGACUACCUGGUUGUUGUACAAUCCAACAAGUUCAUUGUUAGCAUAGCAAGGCUGCUGAACAUAGCAAAAACCUAGCAUGACUCAAGAAUCACUGCGUUAGCUUCAUAAUGCUAGCACAACAAGCUGUAUUAAACUUCUACAUGCUAAUGAUUAGCAUUACAAAGUGGCUAAAGUAUUAAACUUUGAUUUCAUGGUAAAGCAUCUUUGACACGGGUUGAAAAAUGCUACAUAAGCCUGAUGACAUUUAAUUUUACAAACUGGCUUCUGCUUUAGCAACUAGCAUUUGGAGGCUAACUAAACACUUCUGGAUUUUUGUCUAGGCUAGUAGAGUGGGUUGUCUUGUUAAUGUCACCACUGCAGGUUGCUACAUUUUCAAGGCUAGCUAAUUAUCAGCCAGGUAGCUAGCUGGCAUUUUUCAGCUCGAUUAUGUUAAUUUAGCUACAAAUGGAUGUAAACAGAAAAGUGUUUUAUUUUACCGUUUCCAUACGGGGUGUAAUCAUGUCACCAUUAUUGGGUUUCUCUUUUCUUUCUCUUGCUGUGAGGCAAACGGUUGGAGACACUGAAGUCCAGAUGCAGUAGAUCUGUGGUUGUUGAUGUGCAGACGCGGUGGGCCUCGCCUCUUCUAUGCUAUAAAUCCGUCGGUGGCAAUGUGGUUGACUUUUGUUUAUGUAGAAACAACCCGAGAACUAGUGGUAGUCCGCGGAGGCCCGACGCGACCGGCCAUUCAUCACUCUGCUUUGUAAACCGUGAUAUUUUGUACUGAAUAUUUAUAUGACAUAUUAAAUAUGUUUAAAAUGA
Poeciliopsis prolifica (blackstripe livebearer) is the source of this 7212-nucleotide messenger RNA. RefSeq names its product cadherin-6-like. Gene Ontology annotation, biological process: multicellular organism development; adherens junction organization; calcium-dependent cell-cell adhesion. Gene Ontology annotation, cellular component: adherens junction; catenin complex; plasma membrane. Gene Ontology annotation, molecular function: calcium ion binding; cadherin binding. The transcript is spliced from 12 exons. The record is from RefSeq and is a predicted model, not a curated record. Bases 459 to 2843 code for a protein of 794 amino acids. Lineage: Eukaryota; Metazoa; Chordata; Actinopteri; Cyprinodontiformes; Poeciliidae.